GGGGCCUUGAUUUAAUCAGAUUAGCAGAUUAGAAAUGUUGGUGCAGAUUACUUUAUAACCCAGAUUGAGGGAGAGGAGAGGGAUUCUGCAACAGGAUUUUGGUGGUGAAGGACUGCUACCUGUGAGCAUUCAGAAUGCCGGUCAUAAAUGUGGAAGACCUGACAGACAAGGACAAGGCUGUGAUGGAAGUAAACCAACUCAAAAUUGAAAUAAAGCUUGAGAGGUGGUUGACAUCUAAAUGCUGUGAGGAAAUCAAGGAGUACAUUCAGGCUGGAGUGGAGGAGGACACCCUUGUCAAAGGCAUUUCAGAGGAGAAGAACCCCUUCAAGGAAAAAGGUGGCUGUGUCAUCUGCUGAAAUGGACCUGAGGAGCUUUUCCUAUCUCAGAUUAGUACCCAAGGACAUUCUCCCUCCCAUUGCAAAGUGGAUUUGCAGACUGAGAAGACUAGAAGGACACAAUAAAGACAGAAGUUAUACAACGGCACAAGCUACCCUGUAAAUGAACCUACCAUUUUUCGGGGGCAGAUUUGUAUCAUCCUUGGAGCAGAUGCGUUAAAUAAGAGUUUUGUUUUUUUUUCUGCAUGAGUUCUAAUAAUAAUAAUAAUAAUAAUGCUUCCCUGUCAUGUGACAUAUAUAGUCUGAGUAAACGGGCCUGCGUGUUGUUUUCAUACACUGAAGCAACUGUCAUUAAACGUGCAUGUUUAUAACUCAA
This is a messenger RNA of Girardinichthys multiradiatus, 711 nucleotides long. It is a transcript of the gene gngt1, whose product is annotated as guanine nucleotide binding protein (G protein), gamma transducing activity polypeptide 1. Gene Ontology annotation, molecular function: G-protein beta-subunit binding. Gene Ontology annotation, cellular component: heterotrimeric G-protein complex. Lineage: Eukaryota; Metazoa; Chordata; Actinopteri; Cyprinodontiformes; Goodeidae. The transcript has 3 exons. The record is from RefSeq and is a predicted model, not a curated record. Gene Ontology annotation, biological process: G protein-coupled receptor signaling pathway. Bases 135 to 356 code for a protein of 73 amino acids.